GAAUCUGAUCCAGUUUUUUGUACAUCUCUUAAAAAAUCUGCAUCUACCGAUGUCCAAUUAGGAAAUCAUUUGCAAUUUCGCUCUAAAUUCUGCGGUCCACAAACGAAGUUUCCCAAAAUUUUGAUUUUUCAGCCCCAUCGCUUCGCUUGAGUUCUCCGGUUCUGCUCUGACCGAUUUCUUGCUUCUUGAACAACACCUUCACAGCCACCAUUUCCCUCGCUCACAAUUGAUUGCCCGCCACUUGCCGAUGGCGAUUAGUCAUCAGCACCUCAAAUUGGAAGACCCUUUUCUUCAAAAUUACAAGCCCUCAGAGCUACGGAUCGCUUCUGAGUUUCUCACCACUUGGCUUCCCUUUCUUUCCAGAGAUCUUUGUCAAGAUUGCACGCAAUUGCUCUCGGAUCGAAUCCGCGCCCUUGAUCCAGCUGUCCGUCCCGACGAGGACUCGAGUUCUGCAUCUCCCCCAAGAGAGAAAGACAUGAAUGAGAGUAAUGGAAAUGAGGUUGAUGCUUGUGAUGCAAAUUCUCUUGGAAGUUGGAAAGAUGAAGCGGAAACAAAUUCAUUAGGGAGUUGGCAGGAUGGCAUAAAUGAAGGGAAUGAAGCUGAUGGAUUACCUGAAACUUCUUCUAGUGAGCCAUCCUCUAAAUUAAAUUCCACCAAGACAUCAGGGCCUCGAUUGUCGUGGGCCGACAUGACUCAGGAGGAUGAACUAGAAGAAGAGGAAGAUGAAUGCGAAACAGAAAAAAGAAUAGUCAAUGCGAACGCCGGGAAAUUAACAAUAUCGAAGGUUAUUGAGAAGCCUAAGCUAUCUAGAGAGCAAAGAGAGUACAUCAGGUUCAUGAGUGUUGGACGAAAGAAAGAUUUUAUUUGUUUGGAGAGGUUUAAAGGAAAAUUUGUAAACAUUCUUGAAGGACUUGAGCUUCAUACAGGCAUUUUUAGCGCUGCAGAACAGAAGAGAAUAGUUGAUCAUGUUUAUGCACUACAGGAGAUGGGCAUGAAGGGAGAAUUAAAAGAACGAACAUUUUCCGCUCCCAAAAAAUGGAUGAAGGGAAAGGGACGUGUAACUCUGCAGUUUGGGUGCUGUUACAAUUAUGCAGCUGAUAAAAAUGGCAACCCUCCUGGAAUUCUUCAAAGUGAAAUUGUGGAUUCAAUUCCUUCUCUCUUUAAGGUGAUCAUUAGAAGGUUGGUGAGAUGGCAUGUGAUUCCUCCAACAUGUGUUCCUGAUAGUUGCAUUGUGAACAUCUAUGAUGAAGAGGACUGUAUUCCUCCCCAUAUUGACAACCAUGAUUUUGUUCGACCGUUUUGCACCGUGUCAUUCCUCAGUGAAUGCAAUAUUGUUUUUGGAACAAACCUUUCUAUCGUAGGUCCUGGUCAAUUUUCUGGGCCGAUUGCAAUCCCCCUGCCUGUCGGGUCUGUUCUUGUGUUGAAUGGAAAUAGUGCCGAUGUUGCUAGACAUUGUGUACCUGCAGUCCCUACAAAGAGGAUAUCAAUUACAUUUAGGAGAAUAGAUGAGUCCAAAAGGCCAAUUGAGUAUGCUCCAGAACCAGAUUUGCAGGGAAUCCAACCCUUGCCCUACGAAGCAAGUAAAAAUGAUGUACCAACUUCUCAUGUAUCAUCAGAAAGGGAAAUAAGGAGGCAGCCAUUUAGGCGCGGUGGUGGUCAUAUGAGAACCAGGGGAUCUGGAAACAGAAGCGACACUCAAUUUGAGCCACGGAAUCCAGGUAGGGCUUGGCAUACGUCGUCGGAUAGGAGGAGCAGAGUAAAUCUAGAAGACAGCUGAAGGUAGCAUCAUUUAACAGUCCUGUUUCAUCAUUUUUUUAUUUGGCAUCAGAAGUUGGGUGUUAGAGUAAUUUAUGAAGCGCUACAAGGUGAUUGAGUGCAAGUUCUGUAUCAUGUUGGCAUAUGAGAUUUUAUUUGUUUGUGUACCAAGAAUAUAUUAACACGUUUAGAUGCUGUCAUACUUGUCGUAGUCGUUACUAAAAUGGUGUGAAGUUCAAGUUUCUGCACUUUGGAACACCCGAUGGAUCGAUCCCGAGCACAACCGCGGGAGCAAAAUUGUCAAAUGUAACAAUGCUGCAGAUCAAACAUUUUGAAGCUGCCUUGAAGAAGACGAGGGAGGUGUUCGUCGGGAUAUUUGAACGACUUAUUUUGUGUCCAUAUUGAUUCAUUGAUUCUAUGCUCCGGGUGACGGGCUGAUUAAGAUUGCUGAGUAUAUUUCCGUUGUUUUAUCUGAUAUAAAGUCAAAUUUGAGGCUAUUUGUGAAUCUUC
Messenger RNA from Cucurbita maxima (winter squash), 2265 nucleotides. RefSeq lists its product as uncharacterized. The transcript has 6 exons. Lineage: Eukaryota; Viridiplantae; Streptophyta; Magnoliopsida; Cucurbitales; Cucurbitaceae. The coding region runs from base 248 to 1777 and encodes 509 amino acids. Gene Ontology annotation, molecular function: mRNA binding; demethylase activity. Gene Ontology annotation, biological process: mRNA catabolic process. The record is from RefSeq and is a predicted model, not a curated record.